AUGGUCCACAGUCGGCGGUCGGAGGAGACGGACGAAUCGAAAUUGUUCAGUACCACGGGUCAGGAGGACAGUCGUGUCUCGUUCGCUCUUCACGACCUCACUGGGCCAGUUGUAAGCAGUCGUCAAGAAAGGGAAUUAAUGGAGUAUAUGGACGUCGAUAACCUCGACUUCGACGUGGCUAGACGUCAUGCUCCCAAGGAUAACGAACAAACCUACACUGGAACUAUACAAGACGUAAUUUUCUGCUCA
This is a messenger RNA of Cooperia oncophora, 249 nucleotides long. The record is from the annotation of a GenBank genome assembly. Lineage: Eukaryota; Metazoa; Nematoda; Chromadorea; Rhabditida; Trichostrongylidae.